AUGACGUAGCCCUCUUCAGCGGCGGCCAUAGAAAACCUCGUGGGUCUUCAUUUUUGUCGAUCAAAUUUCAGGAUUAAAAAUGAAUCCUGAGAAAUUGAAGCAGCUGCAACAGCAAGUACGCAUAGGAGGAAAGGGUACAGCAAGAAGGAAGAAGAAGGUGGUACAUCGCACAGCAACAACAGAUGAUAAGAAACUACAAAGUUCACUGAAGAAACUCUCUGUCAGUAACAUCCCAGGAAUUGAGGAGGUGAAUAUGAUCAAGGAUGAUGGUAUGGUCAUCCACUUUAAUAACCCAAAGGUGCAAGCCUCACUUGCUGCAAACACAUUUGCAAUCACAGGACAGGCCGAGAACAAACAAAUAGCAGAGAUGUUGCCAGGUAUUCUUAAUCAACUAGGAGCUGAAAGCUUAAGUAGUCUCAAAAAGCUUGCAUCGUCUGUCACUGGUAGUAUGUCAGGAGGCUCAGGAGACAACAAGCCUGCUACAGAGGACAUUGAUGAUGACGAUGAUGUUCCAGAUCUGGUUGGGAACUUUGAUGAGUCAUCCAAAAUGGAAUGAUCUAAGUUUCAACAUUAAAAGCAUGUUCAGACACUACUGGUUUUGCUUGUACUAUGAAAGCUGUUGGACUUGUGUGAAUAUCAAAAAAUACCCUGACCCAAUUUUAGCGCUUUAUCAACAAAAUGACAAUAAAAAUGAAGACAUGGUCGCAAUGGAAAAAAUCGUCCCAACAUGGGAUACUAUUAUUGCCAGUGAAAUGAAGAUUGGCAUAAUAAUGUUAUUGUACAAUAUUUACACAAUUAUAGGAAAACAUUUUAUGGACGCCUUUCAUAAUAAAUCCACUCACUAUAGUACUUGGACACCGGACGACAAACAGCUGUUUUUACAAAGAUAUCUUGACCAAUGUCCAAGUACAAAUAAAAACUUUUUCUCAC
Messenger RNA from Ylistrum balloti, 930 nucleotides. Its product is annotated as transcription factor BTF3 homolog 4-like. The record is from RefSeq and is a predicted model, not a curated record. Lineage: Eukaryota; Metazoa; Mollusca; Bivalvia; Pectinida; Pectinidae. Bases 80 to 556 code for a protein of 158 amino acids. Gene Ontology annotation, cellular component: cytosol; nascent polypeptide-associated complex. The transcript has 7 exons.